UCAUCGGGUUUUAUGGUCGCACGGGUGAUAUAGUGCGUUUCUCGACUCGCACAAGCUAUCGUUCAAAUCCGUUCUCCGUUUUCCUCGACGUCUUCCCUCCCCCCCUCGAGUCACGCGAGUUUCUCUCGUCUUUCGCAAUCCACUGUGAUAUUAUUAUUAUAAUUAUGUAGCGUUUUACGAACUGUUUGCCAACAAAAAACCUGAACGAUCACCCGUCCCGUCCCCGCGAACGGUUUCCGACUCGUCUAUUUUGUACAGCGGUAGUACGGAAAAUAGACCCCCAUGCGUCGGGCGGUACAGUUCCGUUCGCGGUAGAAAAGUCGGAAAAGACGUUGAGAAGAAGUGUUAACACAGAAUGAAAUGAAAAAUCAACGCUAAUAACUAAACCAACGAUGUAACGUUGUGUACCGUUUAUCACAGCUAUACCGCACUCGUUCGUUCGCUGCGUCGAUCGCAGAUGUCGAAUUUUAGAGUUUAUUCUACCUCAAAGACUGAUCGCGGCACGAUUCGCCGUACCGAUAUGACUGACACACCGUUAGGGAACAUAGUGAACACUUAACCGUAUACAUUCGUGUAUAGGAUAGCGCGUGCCUGCACGGUUUCUCAAUAAUCAGUACAUAUCGAAUUGGACAGUAAUUGUUGAUGAAUGUAGGAGGGAUAGAAAUUGACGUCAAGCGGCAAAAGUCGCGAUGCAAAAAGAAGGCAAGCCUAGGUUUCUCAAACAUCACAGUAACAGUGUUCGGGGAGUAGCGUUCAGUCCUCGUGACCGUUACUUGUUCUGUUCUGGAGCAUACGAUGGAAAAGUAAAUCUCUACUCAUCAUUGCGUAUGGAAUUGCUCAUGUCAUAUUCUAUCACCACAAUGGCUGUUGCUAAAAAUGUAAAUGCCGUAAGAUUCACUUCGGAUGGCUCAAGGAUUUUAGCAUGCACUACAUCUAGGAGACUUUCAGUUGUAGAUGUUGAACGAGGAGAACAACUAUUAGCUUAUGAUAACUGUGCAGCCAGUGGUAGGGAUAGAACAGGUCUGGCAACAGAUCCUUCGUCACCCAACAUCGCAGUAUCUGUGGCAGUAAAUGGCAAAGGUCUUACGUUAUUAGAUCUUCGAAUGCCUUUACCAUUAGAUUAUGUAUAUGAUCUGCAUUCUAGCACUAUUCGUGAUAUAGUUUUUCUUGAAUCAUCGUGGCCCUGGGCAACUAGUAAUGGACUACUUAGUACUCUUAUCACUGCAGGUUCAGACGGUUGCUGUAAAGUAUGUACAAUGGAUGGUCGAAUAUUGCAUACAUUUUAUUCUGGUCGCCAUUUGAAUACAGUUUGCCCAACACCAGAACCAUUUCAAAGUUUUUUAUCCAAUGGAUUUUAUAGUGUAAUUAUGAGUGGAGGUGAUAAAAUUACAUCAUAUGUCCCUAAUUUGGGCAUUCAAGAAAGUUUCUGUGAAAAUCGUGAUAAACCCAUCUGGAAAGUUAGAUAUACAUCAAAUGGGAGCUUUUUAUAUUCUGUGUGUGAGGGUGGUGUUGUUAGAAAAUACCGAAGGUAUCCAGAUAGGCAUGAAUAUCUUGGAGAAGUAUAUACACAUAAAGGAGAUAUACAGGACUUAGAUAUAUCUCCAUACGAUGAGUAUCUUAUUACAGCAUCAAAAGACCGAACAGUGGGAGUGCUGCGUUUAGGAGCUCCUAGUCAUGGGUGGACAGAUUAUGGUGAACUAACGUGACAGCUUAAGCAAUUUUUAGAAUUAAUACAAAAUUAAUAUAAUUACAAAAUGUGAAAAAUUGUAUAAUUCAAAUAUGUUUUAAGGGAUUUUUUUUAAAACUUUGUAAUGCCAACAGAUGCACCAAAUUUAUGUGUGAUAUUUAAUAUAUUAAAUGUAAAUUAUACCA
Sipha flava (yellow sugarcane aphid) is the source of this 1872-nucleotide messenger RNA. RefSeq lists its product as uncharacterized. Bases 690 to 1706 code for a protein of 338 amino acids. The transcript has 7 exons. Lineage: Eukaryota; Metazoa; Arthropoda; Insecta; Hemiptera; Aphididae. The record is from RefSeq and is a predicted model, not a curated record. Gene Ontology annotation, molecular function: protein binding.